Procambarus clarkii (red swamp crayfish) is the source of this 1098-nucleotide messenger RNA. RefSeq names its product peroxiredoxin-6. The record is from RefSeq and is a predicted model, not a curated record. Gene Ontology annotation, cellular component: cytosol; mitochondrion. Gene Ontology annotation, biological process: cellular oxidant detoxification; cell redox homeostasis. Gene Ontology annotation, molecular function: peroxiredoxin activity. NCBI's taxonomy places the organism in Eukaryota, Metazoa, Arthropoda, Malacostraca, Decapoda, Cambaridae.
CAGGCCGCUGGCUUCUCAUUCCUGUGUGGCCGCUCGUCCCCUCCUGUCACACCUGCUCCCGCUCCUCCACACCUUCCUCAGCUACUACGCCAAGUUAAACAUGGUUAACUUAGGCGAUGUGUUCCCCAACUUCACGGCGGAGUCGUCGGUGGGCACCAUCAAGCUGCACACCUACCUGGGCGACUCAUGGGGCAUAGUAUUUGCUCACCCUGCUGACUUCACCCCAGUAUGUACCACUGAGUUGGGAUGUGUGGCAAAGUUGGUACCAGAGUUCACGAAGAGAAAUGUGAAAUUGCUGGCAAUAUCAUGUGACUCUGUUGAGGACCAUGUUGGCUGGAUAAAGGAUAUUCAAGCCUACAGUGAGCUAAGUGGUGAAUUUCCUUACCCAAUUAUUGGUGACAAGGAUAGGGAUCUUGCAGUAACCCUUGGUAUGAUAGACCCAGAUGAGAAGAAUGCUGAAGGUUUACCCCUUUCAUGCCGUGCUGUUUUUCUCAUUGGACCAGACAAGAGGCUCAAGCUCUCCCUUCUGUAUCCUGCUACUACUGGACGCAAUUUUAACGAGAUUCUUAGAGCUAUAGACUCCAUUCAACUGACGGCUGCAAAGAAGGUAGCAACACCUGUUGAUUGGAAGCCAGGUAGUGCUUGCAUGGUGCUACCCUCAGUUUCUGCAGAAGAGGCAAAAUCCCUUUUCCCAGAGCACACGGUCCACAACGUUCCUUCUGGAAAAGAGUAUAUUCGCACAACGCCACAACCAGAGUAAAAUGAGCUACGUUCUCACCUUGGCUACCUGUAUGCAGCCAGACGGUACAAUAUAUCCAGAUUUAAUUACAAACUUUAUUUUCUUAGUUUAAAAAGGAAUUGUGCAGUAAUGAGUAACCUUACUGCUUGUUAACACUUUUUAGUUCUAAAAAUUGCUUAGUAGAAGCCAUAGGAUUAUAAUGGUUUGUUAAAAACAUUGAUGCUGGGCCUACUGUAUUUUCAAGUUUUGUAAAAUUCCUGCUGAUAUUUUAACUAAUUAUUCUGUUAAUGCAAAGUGCCUUUCUCAAGUGUUCCAUUCCACUUUAUACAAUAUACUCUGAAAUAAACAUGGCAAAAGUA